AAAUAAAUAAAGGAAGAAAGGGAACGCUUCUAGAAUUUACGAGUUAAAAAACACUUCUGAAAAAAAUUAUCUUGCGGAACAGGUGCGAAGAAGAUUGUGGAGGAAGCUCAAAAUGGCUCUGCUCUCUUCCCCUGUUUUCUCCUCCUCUACUCUUCUUCUGUCGAAGCGGCCAAGGUCACUAAUUCCGUACCCAUUUUCAUCUACGAACCACUUGAGAUUUACCUCACUCUCUUCGCCAUCUUCAACCGCUAGUCUUCGUAGCAAUCGGGUCAGAGCGUUUUUCUUCAAUCCCACCGAUGAACCCAUUCUGAAAGAAGCAUUUAAGGUGCUUUGCUCUCCAGAGCCAGUUGCCUUCAUGGGAGGGGUGUUUGCUGGACUGUUACGGCUCGAUUUGAAUGAUGAUCCACUCAAGGAAUGGGUUUCUAGAACUGUGGAAGCCUCUGGACUUACAGAAGAAGAAAUUGAAGCAGAAGGGUUGAAACCAGAGGAAGAAGAAGUCCCAACACAGAUAGAGAUUGAAUGACCUUAUCUACUAUAUUUCAACCUUGUAAAUUUGAUGUACCAAAUCUGUUCCCUUCACUAUAAAGGUUUAAUAUAUCUAUGUCACAGAUGAAAUCUGAAAGCUUUAUAGAAAAUAGAUUGGACAAGUAGUACCUGUAAUGAGUGAUGUUAAAUUUUAAAGAAAGGUACCUUAUGAAUCAUGGGUUGCAUCUUAAAA
Messenger RNA from Humulus lupulus (European hop), 718 nucleotides. RefSeq names its product UPF0426 protein At1g28150, chloroplastic. The transcript has 3 exons. Bases 113 to 523 code for a protein of 136 amino acids. Lineage: Eukaryota; Viridiplantae; Streptophyta; Magnoliopsida; Rosales; Cannabaceae. The record is from RefSeq and is a predicted model, not a curated record.